Molecule: messenger RNA, 1521 nt
Organism: Arabis nemorensis
Lineage: Eukaryota; Viridiplantae; Streptophyta; Magnoliopsida; Brassicales; Brassicaceae
Source: the annotation of a GenBank genome assembly
AUGGCGGUUGCGGCUUUUGGGGAGUUGAAUAUGGAGGAGGCUCCUCCGAUUUGGGGAUCUCGGAGUGUCGAUUGCUUCGAGAAGCUUGAACAGAUUGGCGAAGGAACUUACGGUCAAGUAUACAUGGCUAAAGACAAAAAAACAGGUGAAAUCGUGGCUCUUAAAAAGAUUCGUAUGGACAAUGAAAGAGAAGGGUUUCCCAUAACAGCAAUCCGGGAGAUCAAAAUUCUCAAGAAGCUGCAUCAUCAAAACGUCAUCCAUUUGAAAGAGAUUGUUACUUCGCCUGGUCGAGACACGGACGAUCAAGGCAAUCCAGACAAUAACCAAUACAAAGGUGGAAUCUACAUGGUCUUUGACUACAUGGAUCAUGACUUGACUGGACUUUGUGAUCGUCCUACACACAUGAGAUUCCAAGUUCCUCAGAUCAAGUGUUACAUGAAGCAACUGCUCACUGGCCUUCACUAUUGUCAUGUCAAUCAAGUGCUUCACCGUGAUAUUAAAGGUUCCAAUCUCCUUAUUGACAAUAAAGGAAAUCUAAAGCUUGCGGAUUUCGGGCUUGCACGCUCAUUUUCUCAUGAUCAUAAUGGAAAUCUUACAAACCGUGUCAUCACAUUGUGGUAUAGGCCCCCUGAAUUGCUACUCGGUGCCACAAAAUAUGGACCAGCGAUUGACAUGUGGUCGGUCGGUUGCAUAUUUGCUGAACUCUUGAACGGGAAACCAAUCCUGCCUGGCAAAACAGAGAGUGACCAAUUGACUAAGAUUUAUGAACUUUGUGGAUCACCUGAUGAAAACAACUGGCCUGGGGUUUCCAAGAUGCCUUGGUAUAAUCAAAUGAAAUCAUCUCGGACCUUGAAGAGACGUGUGAGGGAGAUCUACCCACACUUUGAUCGCCAUGCCCUUGACCUACUGGAUAAAAUGCUGGCGCUUGACCCGUCGAAGAGAAUAUCUGCAAAGGAUGCUCUUGAUGCAGAGUACUUUUGGACUGAACCGUUCCCGUGUGAUCCAAAGAGUCUACCUACAUAUGAAUCAUCACAUGAGUUCCAGACAAAGAAAAAGCGGCAAGAGAUGCGUCAAAAUGAGGAAGCAGCCAAAAAACAGAAACUGCAGCAUCCGCAACACUCUCGUUUGCCUCCACAGCAACACGGUGUUGGUCAGUCUCAUGCCGCUUCACACUGGCCUGCCGGACCAAACCACCUUAUGAACAACGCACCACCACCUCAACUACCCGCUGGUGGACCUAGUGGCCACCACUACUAUCAAAAUCAACGUGGUGGUGCACCUGGUCCAAACCGGUACCAUCCUAGUGGAAACCAGACUGGAGGUUAUAAUAAUCAGAGCCGUGGAGGUUACAGCAGCGGAUCAUUUCCUUCACAAGGGCGAGGUGCACCAUAUGGCGCCGGACCUAGCGGUGGCUAUGGUGUUGGACCGCCUAACUACUCACAAGGCGGUGGUGGUGGACAGUAUGGAAGAGGACAGAACCCAACGGGUGGUGCUAGAAACCAACAAUAUGGAUGGCAAUAG